AUGGAGGUUCUUAUCACACACGGUGAUGCUGAUAUGGUAUCCAUGGGCCUUCGACAUGGAAAGCCGAUGGUCACGUUCCCAGUCAUCCGAGAUCAACCGUUUUGGGCCAAUGCUGUCUCCGAAGUAAGCGCAGGGCCGCUUCCUAUUCACGAAAAAGAUCUUUUCAGCGAGACGAUUACCCCGGCGAUUCGCCACUGUAUGCAACCCGAAACUCAGCAAGUAUGCAAUCACAUUAAAUAG
Penicillium subrubescens is the source of this 240-nucleotide messenger RNA. RefSeq lists its product as uncharacterized. Gene Ontology annotation, molecular function: UDP-glycosyltransferase activity. NCBI's taxonomy places the organism in Eukaryota, Fungi, Ascomycota, Eurotiomycetes, Eurotiales, Aspergillaceae. The transcript is spliced from 2 exons. Bases 1 to 240 code for a protein of 79 amino acids. The record is from RefSeq and is a predicted model, not a curated record.